AGGACGCACUCCAUCCACAGUCUCGCUUCAGCCUCGCCACACCGGACUGUCAUCCGUGGAGCGCUCCGCCCGCAUCCCCCAGCAGCUCUCCGCCGCGGCUCACUUCUGCUCUCCUCGGGGUUUCCAGCUGGCCCGGAUCUGGCAUGGGUCCGAUCUGGUAGAAGGCGUGAGGUGUUUCCGAACCGUUAGCUGCGCGCUUUCAGACAGACCCGUAAAAAAAGAAAAGAAGAAGAAGAAAAAAAAAAAGAAAAACUCGCUCCGGCUGAAGGGAGAAUAAUGAUGGAGUAUUGGAGGCAGUGCGCGCUGUGGCUGAUCAACUGCAAGGUGCUCCCAGCUAGCCACAGGGUGACAUGGGAGUCAGCGCAGGUAUUCGACUUGGCUCAGACCCUCCGGGAUGGAGUCCUCCUGUGCCAUCUGCUCAACAACCUGAAGCCCCAGUGCAUCAACCUGAAGGAAAUCAACCUUCGGCCGCAAAUGUCACAGUUCCUGUGCCUGAAGAACAUCCGGACCUUCCUGGUGGCGUGCAGCGACUCAUUCGGCAUGAAGAAGAGCGAGCUGUUCGACGCCUUUGACCUUUUUGAUGUCAGGAACUUUGGGAAGGUUAUGGAGACGCUGUCCCAGCUUUCCCACACAAGCAUUGCACAGCAAACAGGAAUCAGACCUUUUCCUACAGAGGAGAGCGUAGAAGACGAGGACAUCUACAACCACCUGGAGGACCUCAUUGAUGAGAACGGCGUGGAGGAUGAGGAGGACCUGUACGCCUGCGUGUACGACGACGAGGAAGGCGGGGAGAUCUAUGAGGACCUGAUGAAGACGGAAGCCAUCCCUCCUCCGGCGUUCCAGAAGCAGGCGGAGGUCGACAUCAGGAGUUGCUGUUUAACAGAGAUCAAGCAGACCGAGGAGAAAUACACCGAGACCCUGGAGUCUAUAGAGAAGCACUUUAUGAAUCCCCUCAACAUGUUUUUUUCAACGGCUGAGAUGGAGAAAGUGUUUGUGAAUAUUCCGGAACUGGUUGAGGUUCACAAGUCUUUACUGCUGCAAAUCCAAGAUUCAGUCCACCACAGAAGUUCCCAGAACCUUUACCAGAUAUUCAUCACUUUCAAAGAGAGGUUGUUGAUCUAUGGGAAAUACUGCAGCCAUGUGGAGACGGCCAUCGCCACCCUCGAUGACAUCUGCAAAAACAGAGAGGACGUACGCAUGAAGCUGGAGGAAUGUUCAAAGAGAGCCAAUUAUGGCAAGUUCACUUUGAGAGACCUGCUCGUAGUUCCCAUGCAGCGGGUGUUGAAGUAUCAUCUCCUUUUACAGGAGCUGGUCAAACACACCCAUGACGCCUCUGAGAAAAGUAAUCUACGGACGGCGUUAGAUGCGAUGAAGGACCUGGCGCAGUACGUCAACGAAGUCAAACGGGACAACGAGACGUUGAGGGAAAUCGAUCAGUAUCAGAGAUCCAUUGAAAACCUGAACCAACCUCUGGGCAACUAUGGGAGACCCAAAGGCGACGGGGAGGCGCGGGUGGCCUCGGUGGACAAACGAACUAAACAGGACAGGCAUAUUUUCCUGUUCGACGCUGCGGUGAUAGUUUGCAAGCGGCGAGGGGACAACUAUGAAAUGAAGGAAGUGAUCGACCUGCACCUCUUCAAGAUUACCAACAACCCAACGUCGGACAAGGAGAACAGAAAGUGGUCCUACGGAUUCUACCUCACUCACAACCAGGGCCAGAACGGCUUUGAGUUUUUCUUCAAAACCAAAGAGCUGAAAAAGAAGUGGCUGGAGCAGUUCGGCAUGGCCAUAUCAAACAUCCGUCCUGAGAACGCAACCAACAAUUUCCACGAGUUCCGGAUGCACACCUUCGAGAGAAUCACCUCUUGCAACUCGUGCCACUUGCUGCUUAGGGGGAUCUUUUACCAGGGCUACCAGUGCUCCAAGUGUGGUUUAGGCGCCCAUAAAGAAUGCCUCGGACGCUUUGGCUGCUGUGGAAAAACAGAUUCCGGCUCCGUCAGAACUCAGGGCAAACAUCGAGAUCCAGGUCUGCCCAAGAUGCUGGUCAUCAGGAACUACUUUGGCGUGCCGAGCCCCGCUUCUGGUCCGCCACUCACCAUCCAGACCGGAGACAUCAUUGAAUUAUUAUGCGCCGACCUGCACAGCCACUGGUGGCAGGGCCGGAUCCUGUCGACGAAAGAGGCUGGCUUCUUUCCAAGCGACGCCGUGCGGCCGUGUCCGUGUGUGCCGAAGCCGGUCGAUUACUCCUCACAGCUGUGGUUUGCAGGCCCAAUGGAGAGGUUUCAGGCUGAAGCAGAACUCCUCAACAGGGUCAACAGCACCUAUUUGGUCCGCCAUCGCAGCAAAGAGUUCACAGAGUACGCCAUCAGCAUAAAGUACAACGGCGACGUGAAGCACAUAAAGAUCCUGACCAAGGAGGGCUGCUACUACAUUGCCGAGAACAAGAAGUUCAGGAGCAUAUUAGAGCUGAUCGAGUACUACAAACACCACUCUUUGAGAGAAGGCUUUAAGAGUCUGGACACCACCCUGCAGUUCCCUUACCGGGAACCGGAGAACGCAGCGGUGCACCGCUUCAACCGACCGGGCAGCAACACUCCAUUGCUCUGCGGCCUCUCUCUCGUAACGCCUGCCGGCUACAGCUUUGUGCCUCCUUCCUCUGCUCCCUUCUGGUCAGGUACAGUGCUGACGCCCAAAGUGAUCGGCGUGGCCAUAGCGCGUUACGACUUCAGCUCGAGAGACACCCGCGAGCUGUCGCUGCAGGAGGGAGACGUGGUGAAGAUCUACACAAAGUCCGGCGCCAACGGCUGGUGGCGGGGCGAGGUCAACGGCCGGGUCGGCUGGUUUCCGUCCACGUACGUGGAGGAGGGUGAGGAGUGAGCGGCCCGGAGUGGGAAGACGAGUAGGAUUAAAGAAGAGCGGCGGUGGCGGCGGGGCCGAGCGGCGCGGCCCCUUGAAUCUCCUGCUGCCUGAAACGGUCCCGGCAGCCUUCGGCCGAGAGAAAGGGCUCCAGUCGGCUGCGGAGGCAAACAAGCCCCAUCCUUUCCGGUGGCUAAGCAGCUCCACCGACAAGCAGCUUGACUGUCAGCGGGAAACGAGCUCGGCAGACACUCCCCCUCUCCCUCCUUUUUUUUUUUUUUUACUUCAUCCAUCCAUCCAUCUAUCCAUAAUUUAUCCCUCGCUUACUCUCUGCCCCCAGUCUGCCGCCGUCCCCUCCCCCCCCUGCUCCCCGCCCGCCAAGUCAGGCGGCACCAGAACUGUCACAAGUGAAGACUUGGAUGCCACUCACGCACUCAUCUAUCUAUCCUUUUAUCAUUAUUUAUCCAUCUGUCCAAGCUCUCUGUGAGGAAUUAAAGCAGGAGUCCCCCUACGUAAAUUUUUUUUUUUUUUUUUUUUUUGCUUCCUCCUUUUCAUUUUACUCUGGAGGGAUUCCAGCCAGUGUUGACCUUGCUUGCUUCACAAAUGCAGGUUGUUAUUGAUGACUCGGUGGCCCAGAUUCACUGACACACACACACACACACACACACACACACACACACACACACCCCUCCCUCCUCCUUCAUAUCGCGAUGGCAGCGUGGUCCCGCUCUUACUGGGGACGAGCAGAGAGCCGCAGCGAGGGGACGUUGUCGGAUAGUGUCGCCGCGCAGCCGUCGUUCCCGUUUUCCUCUCGCUUCUUGCUGCAUUUGCUCUCCGAUCCUGGCCUCUCGUGUUUUUCCAGCUGUCCCGGACGUCAGCGAUCCUCUGCUCUUACCGGUGGCAGCUCUGUCAACACGGGGAUUUAUCUUAUUACAGGCGUUAGCGGCCAGAGCCGAGCCACCCGGAAGGGCCUCAGUAAGGAGUUGUUGCUCUGGGCUUAUAGGGGCUUCAAAAGUUGUCACACCGCUUGAACUUUUUUACAUUUGACAAUUUUCUACAGUUUACACAGAGAAAGGUCUGAAAGUCAGAGCUGGAUUUACCCCCCCUCUACUUAAAUAUUGCUAUCAGCAGCUCCUUAAUAGCCGUGCAGUGCUGAGGGAAGCAUCCCCACAGCGUCAUGCUGCCACCACCGUGUUUCACCACAGGGAUUAUGUUCUGAGUGACGAGUAGCUUUGGUUUUCUGCCACACAGUGUUAUGCAUGUUUGCCUGAAGGUUUUGGUCAGCUUUUGCUUUUAUUUGACCAGAGCGUCUCCUUCCAGAUUUCUGCUCUGGACUUUUUAUGGCUGUAUUUGAAAAACGGAUUUGUUUUCUCCUAACUCUUCCCAACGGUUGGAGGCUGGACUUUCCAUCCUCCUGUGGACAGAAUCUGUUAUCUAAACUCCUCCAGAGCUACCGUGGGCCUCUCUGCAGCCUGUCAGAUUAUUCUAUGUCACACCUUAUAGUUUUAUUCAGGAGUCUGUGGUUGUUACACAUGUAAGAGUUUAAUAGGUGUGGAUACUUUUGCACAGCGAUGGGAAUUCAUCUGCGCACAUUUGCCCGAUCCUGUCCUGAUUUAUCUGUAGUAUGAAAACGUAUGAAGCCAAAUUUGUGCUUUUCUUACAUUUUUAACCUUGUUUAUGAUCAUCUUGGAGGCCGAGUGGCAGACAAACCAGAGUCGACGAGAACACUACCUGGAUUUCCUUUUUAAUGUUUUAUUUUGGUACCUUUUCAUUGUUUUCACUCCGCCUCACAACUUUUGUGACACGCUUGGAUCUUUUCGUUGUGCCUCCCACCAGCUCCACUUGAAGCUGUACAUGAAGAUGUACGGAGGUGCGUUUGAAGGCGACGCUAAGUUUCAGGGCUCAGACGGAAAUUUAACCCGGAUCAAGUCAGCUGUCAUUUCGGAAAAUCAGCCCCGAGGCGACCCUUCGAUCCUCGGUUCCCACCCAUCCCCCCGUCACGUCUUCAUUGUGUCGAUGCCAGCUCGUAUUGUGCCACCGUUUCACUUAAUGGUUUCGUGUUGUGGUGUUUUGUGGGCCUAAUGGGUCCAUUAUGUGUGGAAGUCAUGAAUAACACCCUGCCACAUCUGACACUCACUGCUUUUACCACGUUUUGUUCUCUCUCUUUUUUUUUUUUUUGUUCUCUGUCAAAUUAUUUAACCGCACGACGAAGAAAUGUGUCAGGAAGGCGUCACAUAAAUGAUUUUUUUUUUUUUUUUUUUUUUUAAAUAACAACAGUGUCACUAAGUGACCACUAGAUGGAAGCAUCCUAAAUGCUGCUCUGUCUGGAGAUGACAUCAUGAUUAGCAGGUGAAGCUGUGAGGCUUAGAGACGGAGGAAGCUUUUACACAGUAAAGGGAUAGUUUUAAUUGCUCGGCUUCAAGACAUUUUGGCUUCAGGUUUCAUUUUGAAAUGUCUGCUGUUCCAGAAAUUUAAUGCAGAUUAUAAAUCCUGAAAACCUUACUUUGAUAGCUUCUCCGGGAAAGCUUUGGAAGACCUUCGCUGGCACCAGUGUGAUAGAUCGUGCCUCCCUCUCCCAUCCUUGGGAACAACAGAGCUGGUUCUCUAAUCGCAGACUCCAGUAAUCCACUCCCGCUCCUCCUCCUCCUCUUCGUUGGCCUAGUUGAACUCUGACAGCAGGGCCGUUUAGAGCUGCGGGCCUUCCUCUCCUUCCCAACGCGACUUCCAGACUUUCUUCUUCUUCUUCUUUUUCUUUUUUGUUUGAGCGCAGGAGGGAUUGGUGGACGGCUCAAGGGUAUCUGUGAUCUAAUCAUUACACCAUCUCCUCACCUCAGCGACCCCGCUGCAUUCAUCUCUCUGUCGGCUGCCGCCCCUGUCUUACCGUGUCACCUCUCUAUCUCUACUCCCCCCCCCCCUCUUUUCCUGUCUGUCUCCCAUCCGAUCGUUGUCUUCUCAGCUGUUCAGCUGCUGUACGCGAGGAGGGAAGAGGGGGGUGGGAGACAUAUCCACACACAAAGUGUUAACAAGUUUAACUUCACCUCAGAUUAUUUUUAUGCCAGUCACCCCAACAUGCAGAGAUGAUUUCUACAUGCUGUCAUUUCUUUCACCAUCCGGCCUCUGUCUCGAUGGAAGCUUGCGUUCAGCGGUCUGUGUGUCUGUGUUUUGUUAUGCCAGUAAAGCCAAAGAUGUAUGCUGUAUCUGCUGUCUCCUAACCACGGUACCCAACCACUGAGGCCUGACUCUAAAACGGUGCAAUCCUAACUGUGUAGCGGAACCCUGUGAUGUUGCUGUAUCAUACUGUAAAUAAUGUACAUAGAGCGGAAUAAAGAUAUACGCUGCUUCUUCUAA
Messenger RNA from Fundulus heteroclitus (mummichog), 6204 nucleotides. It is a transcript of the gene vav3a, whose product is annotated as guanine nucleotide exchange factor VAV3. The record is from RefSeq and is a predicted model, not a curated record. Bases 277 to 2877 code for a protein of 866 amino acids. Gene Ontology annotation, biological process: regulation of GTPase activity; cell migration; intracellular signal transduction. The transcript is spliced from 28 exons. Gene Ontology annotation, molecular function: protein binding; guanyl-nucleotide exchange factor activity. NCBI's taxonomy places the organism in Eukaryota, Metazoa, Chordata, Actinopteri, Cyprinodontiformes, Fundulidae. Gene Ontology annotation, cellular component: cytoplasm; plasma membrane.